Molecule: messenger RNA, 237 nt
Organism: Uncinocarpus reesii 1704
Lineage: Eukaryota; Fungi; Ascomycota; Eurotiomycetes; Onygenales; Onygenaceae
Exons: 3
Coding region: 1-237 (78 amino acids)
Source: RefSeq, a predicted model, not a curated record
AUGGCUAGCUCAAAGUUACGCCGUAUCGCCUGUCCUUACGGAGUACCAGGUACCAGGUUAAUGACAGGGAUUAUGCGUGGGAGCCUCUCCAAUUUCCCGGUUCUUGGGUUUUCAAACCGCCACUCUCCGAGCCAACGAGUUCAGGCCCGUAAACUGCGAUAUUCCGACUCGAGUGUCGUCUGGCUUGUAAAGUGCGGGCGUCUACUUCUGGACCAUGGUCUCCUCAUCAGACUUUGA